AUGCAAUUGAGCGCCCAGAAAGUUGACUUUAACAUGAACCCUGUAGAAGUGGUUUUCAAUAUUACAACAGAAGCAAAGCUCAUGCACACUUGCAGGACGUAUAGCAGGAUACUUCCAUGUUUUGAUCAGAAAAUGGUACAAUGUGGAACUCCAUCCGAAAAAAUGCAACUGGAACGUGGAAAACGUCUUCACACCUAUUUCUGUGCUCCAUUCUCCCUUCAACGCCAAAAGAUUUUCUUGAGACGAAGCAAAUGUAUACAAGAAGUAUUGGCUGAACCACAAACUGCUGAUUGUAAUAGGAAUGACACAAUUUUCGCAGAUAAAUUACAGUCUUGCAAAGAAAUGUGUACACGUCCGGAUUGUCUUACAAAAAUUGAACUUUCUGAAGCAUCUACUUGCACCUAUAUAAAAAUUGGGCAAAAGUGUACCACUGAAGCAGCACAGUUCUUCGGACAAAUGCAACAGGUGCUAACCAACAAAGAAUAUCCAAUGCAAUGUCAAUACGAUUUGAGUCGAAAACCGGAACCCGAACUUAGGAAGGGACUUCCUGUAGAGUCGCUGAUUGCGCAAACGACCUCUUCUACCACCUAUGUGACUGUUCAUCCGCCAGAACUUCCUCCAGUGAUAGAUGGAAUCAUCACGCGUACUAGUCUUCCUAUUAUGAGACGAACUGAUCCUCACUCUAAAAAUAAGCCGAGACCAACAGUGUCUCAAUCAGCUGGACCAGUUAUCAAAACGGUGUUUGUUGAUGAACGGGGAGCGCCAAUGGCUCCAAGGACAACAACAACAACGCAGAAGCCAAAAAUUGUGCAUAAAUUUCUACCAAAUCCAUAUACCACUAAGAAUCCAAAUACUCUGAAAAAUGAUAUUGUGAGAACAACACGAACUAUCAUCCCAGCAGGUGAUAAACCAACUCAAACCUAUGUUCCAUGGAACUACAAAGCUGAUGCAGUUCAGAAAAAUGAUAUACAGGUUUCAACACUGUCUAGUUUAUUGGCUCCGGUUGUUAAACCUAAUGAAAAUGUGCUCGCUGCUCCUCCAGUUUCCUUUAAUUUCAAAAUGACACCCGAGCAAAAUAUUACACAACCAUUGAGAGUAGAAAUCAAUUGGCAUGAUGACGGAGUGAAGGAGGAGCCAACUCAAGCUCCAGGAAUGUACGUUUCACCAUGGUUCAUACAAAACCCGUCAUUUGUUCCACCGGAGAUUGACUUUACACGAACAACCACUACACCGUCCCCGUCUCCAUUAGAAGCGGUGAACCCGCUGCUCAACCAGUUGAAAUCCAAUUCUCUAAACUUCACGGAACUCGGAAAUCAGGCAAACAACUAUUUCUCGGCCGCAUUAAGUGCGUUCGCGGAAACAAAGAAGGAAAUGGCACACAAUGACCCAUGGAGGACAUUAAUAGACGCGGUGGCCCCUACAAUCCACAAAUUCUCUCCAGAAAUGAUUCCACGAAUUCGGGAAGAGAUUAACAGAAUCCAGCCUCAGCAACGAAAACAGUAA
Caenorhabditis briggsae is the source of this 1503-nucleotide messenger RNA. The record is from RefSeq and is a predicted model, not a curated record. The coding region runs from base 1 to 1503 and encodes 500 amino acids. NCBI's taxonomy places the organism in Eukaryota, Metazoa, Nematoda, Chromadorea, Rhabditida, Rhabditidae. The transcript is spliced from 7 exons.